UCCGGCCCGCUGCGCAUCCAUUACCCACUUGGGCCCUUGGGGCCUGUCUGGGCAGGCGGUGACCGCUAAUGCUAUGGAGGCUCCUCGGUCACCCCCGCCUGGCUUCAGGUCACCUUGACCUGGGUUAAAAACACAGACGGAGGGUGCCCCGGUUCCUUUGCAGGGAGAAGUUCUUGAGGUUUAGCGGGCACGGCUGAUAGGCUGGGGGCCAGGGCUACAAUGACGAUUGUGACACAGUCCCCUCCCCAAAGCGUGCACAUAUCUGCGGGGGGCCAAGUACAGAAGAACGUGGUAGCACCAGGACAGAUAAGGUCCGGAGCUAAGGAAGCUGAAAGGGAUUUUGGAUAUUUGCAUUUUCCAUCAACAUGUCAAGUGGCAUGAUAAAACCAGGACAUUCCGUUAAAAUUCACCAGAAAGUUGAUCCACAACGGGCCACUGCUAGAACCUUUUUCAUUGAUGCUUCUAAUCAGAGCUUGACUACCAUUCCGCCAGAGAUCUUCGACUUCGAAGAAUUAGAAGAAGUGCAUCUGGAAAACAACCAGAUUGAAGAAAUCCCCCGGGGUAUUCAGCAUUUAAAGAACGUCCGGAUCCUCUACCUGAACAAGAACAAGCUGAGAAAGCUGUGCCCAGAGCUGGGCACGCUGAGCAGCCUGGAGGGCCUGGACCUGAGCGACAACCCGCUCCUGUCCUCGUCCCUUCCUGUCCUCAGAGGCCUGCGGGGGCUGCGGGAGCUCCGCUUGUACCACACUGACCUGGCCGAGAUCCCCGUGGACCUCUGCAAACUCCUCCACCACCUCGAGUUGCUUGGGCUGGACGGAAACCACCUGAAAUCUCUGCCCAAGGAAGUAGUGAACCAUACCAAACUGAGGGAGAUCUACCUGAAGCAAAACCAGUUUGAAGUCUUUCCUCCCGAGCUCUGUGCUCUCUCCAACCUGGAGAUCGUUGACCUGGAUGACAACAAACUAACUGCCAUCCCACCGGAGAUUGGGAACCUGACCAGGCUGCAGAAGUUCUACGUGGCUCGCAACAACCUGCUCCUCCUACCCGAGUCGCUGUGCCAGUGCAGCAAACUGUCCGUGCUGGAUCUGUCCCACAACCGCCUCCACUCGCUCCCGCACUCCCUGGCCGAGCUGUCGGGGAUGACGGAGAUUGGGCUGAGCGGGAACCACCUGGAGAAGGUGCCACGCCUCAUCUGCAAGUGGACCUCGCUGCACCUGCUCUACCUCCGCGACACCGGCCUGCGGGCGCUGCGGCGCUCCUUCCGGCGGCUGGUCAACCUGCGCUUCCUGGAUCUCAGCCAGAACCACCUGGAACGCUUUCCGCUGCAGAUCUGUGCGCUCAGGAACCUAGAGAUCCUGGCGCUGGAUGAUAAUAAAAUAUGCCAGCUACCUCCAGACUUUGUAUCCCUUUCAAAACUGAAGAUGCUUGGAUUAACAGGAAAUCAGUUGGCUUCAUUUCCAGAAGAAAUCCUUUCUUUAGAGUCUUUAGAGAAAUUAUACAUUGGGCAAGACCAGGGAGCCAAGCUCACCUAUAUGCCAGAAGACAUUAGUAAACUACAGAAUCUUAAAGAGCUGUAUAUAGAGAACAAUCAUCUGGAGUACCUGCCCACAUCCUUGGGAUCCAUGCCUAACCUGGAAAUUCUUAAUUGCUGCCACAACCUGCUUAAGCAACUUCCAGAUUCCAUUUGCCAAGCACAAGCUUUGAAAGAAUUACUGCUUGAGGACAACUUGAUCACCUGUCUUCCAGAGAAUUUGGAUAGCCUGAUGAAUCUAAAGGUUUUGACACUGAUGAACAAUCCUAUGGAGGACCCCCCAGGAGAAGUGUGCGCCGAAGGCAAUCAGGCUAUAUGGACAUACUUUAAGACAAAAAGAAACAUGAAAAUAAUGGCAACAAAGAUUCAGGCAUGGUGGCGCGGAAUAAUGGUCCGGAAAGGACUGGGGAGAUUUGAAGAACUAAAAUUGCAAAAGAAAGGAAAGACUUCUCCAAAAGAUAAGAAAGGGGGGAAAAAUGCAAAAGGAAAAGCUGUGAAGAAAAAUAAGAAAUAAUUCUAUAAUGAAUUGAGGUAAUGAACCCCGAUGGAUUACGAAGGCAAAACAUCUAGGAAUUAGAUACCUAGCACACUGAAAUUAUUCAUAGAAUUAUGGUUAUGUGUAAAAAUAAAGAUUCUCACUUUAUUGAAAUA
Messenger RNA from Leopardus geoffroyi (Geoffroy's cat), 2182 nucleotides. It is a transcript of the gene LRRIQ4, whose product is annotated as leucine rich repeats and IQ motif containing 4. The record is from RefSeq and is a predicted model, not a curated record. Gene Ontology annotation, molecular function: protein binding. NCBI's taxonomy places the organism in Eukaryota, Metazoa, Chordata, Mammalia, Carnivora, Felidae. The transcript is spliced from 6 exons. The coding region runs from base 366 to 2045 and encodes 559 amino acids.